CCUGCCCUGUCCCUCAUGUAGGCUUGCCCGCGAGUGCGCAUGCGCGUGAGCUCCCUGCCCGGUAGUGCCAUGGCGGAGUCCCCAGUCGCGAAGAGAAAGCGUGAGGAGAACGACGGGGACGCCGCCGCUCCUCCAGGGAGUGAAGCCGUGGCUGGCGACUUCUCUUUAGCGGAACUUUCCGUGUGCAAAGUGCUGAGAGACUCUGCGCGGGAGAAGGCCAUCUUCCUUCACGGGAAGGUGAAAAGUGCUUCUGGAAAUGGGAAAGAUGCUGUAGUCAUUUUGGAAAAGACUCCCUUCCAGGAGGAGAAUAUUACUAAGCUUCUAAAGAAAUACACCAAGCUCCAGCUCCAGAUGUCUAAUGACAUCUACAGCACAUACCACCUUUACCUUCCUCCAGAGUUGAAUGAGAUAAAAACAACGGUGGUGUACCCAGCAUCAGAGAAACACAUCCAGAAAUACUUGCAUCAGGAAGUGUAUCUUAUCCAGGAGUCUGGGGAGGAUUACACAAACAUUACUCUGCCUUUUAUCGAAGCACAGAGUUUCAGUAUCCAGUGGGUAUACAACAUUUUAGAGAAGAAGGCUGAAGCUGAUCGAAUAAUCUACGAAAACCCGGAUCCAAUCAAUGGUUUUAUCCUCAUUCCUGAUUUUAAAUGGAACCAAAAACAGCUUGAUGAUUUGUACUUGAUUGCCAUCUGCCACUGCCGAGGAAUCAAGUCACUGCGGGACCUUACGGCUGAGCAUCUGCCUUUGCUUCAGAACAUUUUGCAAGAAGGGAAGGAGGCCAUAGAGAAGCGCUUUAACAUCUCUGGGUCUCAACUACGGAUCUACCUCCAUUACCGCCCAUCCUACUACCAUCUCCACGUCCAUUUCACCGCCUUGGGCUAUGAUGCACCAGGGUGCUCUGUGGAGCGGGCCCACCUCCUCUCGGAUGUGAUUGCGAACCUGGAGGGGGAUUCACAUUACUAUCAGAAGCGGACCAUAACCUUUGCCCUGCGAGCUGAUGAACCCCUGCUGAAGAAAUUCCAGGAAGCAGGUCGAGUCUAAACUCUUUCAGGACAGCUAACUAUACGUUGUGUACGUUUUCUAGGUAUCAUUUUGUAUUUCAAAUCUUGCUUAUGGUUUUGUAUAAUUGAAGUUAUUUUUCCAUUCCUGUUGCUUCUGAAACAAUUUUUUUCAUUAUUCAUACCAAUAAAAGGCAGUGUUCUGGA
Messenger RNA from Anolis sagrei ordinatus, 1208 nucleotides. It is a transcript of the gene DCPS, whose product is annotated as decapping enzyme, scavenger. Gene Ontology annotation, biological process: deadenylation-dependent decapping of nuclear-transcribed mRNA. Lineage: Eukaryota; Metazoa; Chordata; Lepidosauria; Squamata; Anolidae. Gene Ontology annotation, molecular function: hydrolase activity; RNA 7-methylguanosine cap binding. The record is from RefSeq and is a predicted model, not a curated record. Gene Ontology annotation, cellular component: P-body; nucleus.